Messenger RNA from Scheffersomyces stipitis CBS 6054, 792 nucleotides. It is a transcript of the gene EAP1, whose product is annotated as adhesin EAP1. The transcript has a single exon. Lineage: Eukaryota; Fungi; Ascomycota; Pichiomycetes; Serinales; Debaryomycetaceae. The coding region runs from base 1 to 792 and encodes 263 amino acids. The record is from RefSeq and is a predicted model, not a curated record.
AUGGUUAAGUUAACUCCAAUCGUAGCCGCUACCGCCAUGGCUGCUUCAGCCCAGGCCGCCUAUGUCAACUCCACUGUCACUGUCUCAGAAGUUACUGUCAUUACUAUCACCUCCUGUAGCGAUGAAGUCUGCACCUUAACCUCUGUUCCUGUUACUCAGGUCAGCACUGUCACUGUUGAAGUCAUCGACACUUCCACCACCACUUACUGUCCAGAAUCUGACACUUCUGCUGCUAUUCCACCACAAACCGACACUGUCAGCGUAGUUGAAACUCUUACCACCACUACCUGUCCAGAAUCUGACACCACCCCAGCUCCAGCUCCAGAGACUCCAGCUCCAGAAGCUCCUGCUGCUCCUGAAACCCCAGCUGCUCCAGUUGAAACCCCAGCUGCUCCUGAAGCUCCUGCCGCUCCUGAAACUCCUGCCGCUCCUGAAGCUCCUGCUGCUCCUGAAACUCCAGCUGCUCCUGAAGCUCCAGCUGCUCCAGAAACUCCUGCUGCUCCAGCUGCUCCAGAAACUCCAGCUGCUCCAGUUGAAGUUGAAACCCCAGCCCCAGCUGCCCCAGCCGAGGGAAGCACCAUCACUGUUAACGAAUUCCUUACUGUCUACACCACCAUCGCAUCUGCUCCAGCUCCACCAUACGGAAAUGCCACCGUUCCUGCUAGCGUUCCAACUGGUAUUCCAAGUAACGGCACCCUUUCCACCUUCGAAGGUGCCGCCGCCGGCAACAACGUUGUUGGAAACUCUUUCCUUGCCGUGGUCAUUCUCCCAUUGGCUGCCCUUUUGUUCUAG